Messenger RNA from Sphaeroforma arctica JP610, 1185 nucleotides. RefSeq lists its product as hypothetical. The transcript has a single exon. The record is from RefSeq and is a predicted model, not a curated record. The coding region runs from base 1 to 1185 and encodes 394 amino acids. Lineage: Eukaryota; Ichthyosporea; Ichthyophonida.
AUGGGCCGAGGGAAAGCAUCCCAUGGCAAUGCUAUCGGAGGUGAGUCGUGCAGCGCCACCCCCGAUACGGCCAGACUGGGCUUUGGCCAAACCGCUACCGUUCAGCCGGAGAAGUCCGAUAGUCUUCUCAUCCGACAGAGUGCUGUUGCACCUAUGUCGAACGAACCGGGACCCGAACCCGGACCCGGACCUCUGCAUGGGACCGGCACGUACUCGCCGGGCGAUGGGGGGUCGGGGUCAAUUCAUAGUAAGAGUGCGUAUGCACCUGAGCUCGGUACGGGCUCGUAUGCACCCGAGGAGAACCUCUCCUCCGCGGACGACGCCCACAACGAGACCGACGCUGUGGCUGAGGAAUCGGCCGCUGUUGCGCGGUUGCUAAGCAACCUGGAUCUGGAGGGCGAGAAGGUGUACCCCCACGACGCGGCGAAAGCGCGCUAUUUCGACUUCUUAUCUCCGUCGCUCGACUCGGCAAUGGACAAAUACAGAGGACAGGCUGUGUCGUAUCUGCGCGGCAACUUCACCACCGGCCGCCGGAACGGGGGCAGUGCCACCCCCACGCGUGAUAGUACCGAACUUCAGCACCAGCGCAAUAUGGAGGUGUUCGGGCCUUCUGCACUGUGUGCGAUGGCCCCAAUUGAUACCAGCAGCCACGCCAUGGAGACCCCUAGAUACCCCGAGGAGACCAUGGUAGGUAAGCUAGUAGAUACAUUAACCGUCACACCAUCCACCUCACACGUAUCAGCCUUCAAGACUGCCCCGACCGCCAAGGACAAGGACCGGUCCAGCACACGCACUGUGUCGGGCCAUUUGCCACAGACGCUUUCGCAUAGCCUGGCGCCGGGUACAUCCCGUCGUGAGAUGCGUGACUGCGACUCGGCCAUGGACAACGGCGGUGCCGGAGAGCGUAACAACGGGCAGCACAACCGUGGACUGGGCGGUGAGCUGACCUUCACCAGACACCGUAUGAGUCAUUCGGAGGGGAUUGUGGUGGGCCGUAGAAUGGGGGCUAUCACACGCGAUGAGGCGGAGACGGUGGUAGGUAAUGCGACGAGGGAUGCGAGUACCGAAUAUCCACCGCAAUCGGCGGCAGACACCACAGCUACACGGCAUGACAUGGCUGCGAAGAGUGCGUUUGACUUUACGGGUUUGUUGGGCGACGCUGGCCGGCAGCCCGUACCAGGAUGA